AUGAUCAGGCUGACUAUGGAAUACACUAGCCGCUUCACAGAUGUUCUGAACACGAACCACACCGUUUCUCAACAGGAUGCAGAUGAAAUAAUCUCUCUCCUCGUCGAACCCAAGCAGGAAUUGGCUGAACUUGAUAUGGAGUUGGCUACGUUGAGAUCGAGGGUGGAGGAACUGGGAAAUCGGCGUCAAAUAGUGGGAACAUUCGUCGAUUCUCAUCUUGCUUUAGUUUCAUCCUUCCGCCGUCUUCCCGAGGAUGUAAUGACAGAAAUAUUCCUUCGCUGUCUCCCAACCGACAGGAAUCCGGCGCGAAGUGUGGCAGAAGCUCCCCUGCUACUCACCAGAAUCAAUAAGAGAUGCAGGGAUGUAGUGCUCGGUUCGCCGCGAUUGUGGUCUGCGCUUCACAUCUAUGUCCCUCCUUUCGAUGAGGCUCAUGAACGCGACUCGAAGGCCCGCCUCAAACGGCGCGCUGAAGGCAUCGAAGCAUGGCUCAAACGAUCUGGAACUCUACCUCUCAGUCUUUCCAUCGUCGUUUCUCCGUAUAACGAGCCAUCUAGAGGCUCUGCAUACAGGCCAUUGAUUCAUGUGUUGGCUUCGUUUUCUUCACGCUGGGGAACACUCGUACUCAGUCUGCCCUCCUCGUUCAUGAGCGAAUUGGAGAAGAAAGUAGAUGUCGAGAACUUAGCUUCCCUCAGCUCGUUACAGAUCGAUUACUCGAAGCAUUCUGUUCGUUACGGUCAGAUCAACAUGAUGUCCCACCAAUUACCCUCAGCCGACAUCGAGUUCACCCGAGUGCUAUCUAAAGCACCCGAAAUCCGGUCGCUUGCUCUUCAGAACUACAAAUCCAAUGUCUUGAAGUUACCGAUCGCAUGGGACCAUCUCACCGGGCUUGAGCUGAACUCGCGUAGCUCGCAUCAAACCGCCGAAGAACUUUUCGUCGUUCUGAGAGCCGCAGCAUCCUCAUUGGAAUAUUGUAACGUGACAUUAUAUUGUCCCCAUGGCUCCUCCAAUCCAGGCACCGGCAAUGAGUCUUCUUCUCCCACUCAUCCCCAGAUCUCAUUCCCGAAUUUGCACACACUAAAGGUGCAUGUCGAGUUUGCUCCCCAGAUGCAGUUGUUCGGUGGACAGCAGUUUGCGCAGCCGCCGAGUUACUCCCCAGACGCUCUAGCGCUGUUUUUUUCCUCUAUUCUCGCGCCAUCCUUGACCCACUUCACAUUUUCCAUCUACCCUCUUCCAUCCUUUGGCUUCUUCGAUCACAUGCCCUUCCUCAGCAUGAUAAACAGAUCAGAUUGUAAAAUUGAGACCUUCUCCCUUGCUUUCCCAGUGACGACCGCAGCACUGUUAGAAUGCCUACAGUUGUUCCCUUCGUUGAAGAAUUUCCUUUUCAGUGAAUGUUUAUGGGCAAUUACGAAUCAAUUCGACACGCACAACGGGUUUCCCCCAGGCUACCCGUCUCCCACAUCUUUGAGUGGUAAAGCACGAGCAAAUGCGUGUGCCAUUACAGACUCAUUUCUCCGUUCGCUCACCUGGUCUUUCAAAAACCCUCACCCGAUCUGUCCUCAUCUUCAAUCUAUGACCAUCAGUGGGGCCAUUACGCUCUCAGAAACGACGAUUAUCAGGUUCGCUCGGAGUAGGUCACCUUCGAGGAUCAAAUCUGGUGGCAAAAUUGUUGAAGACGAAGACGGUGCUCAGGAUGAAGAUAUCCCGAAGGAAAGAGCCAGUCAACCUCAACCUGGUCCUUCGAUCGCUUCAGUGGUCAGCCCGCUCAAACAACUCAUUGUUCAUUUCGACCGAGAGACGAAGAGAGGCAAAGUCAAACGGUCAGGAGAAGUGUGCGAUGAUAAUAUUUCUCCCAAGUUACAAAAUUUGCGGUCGGAGGAAGGCAUAAAGGUCAGACUGACGUAUCCUUCGCCUCUCGUGCAUCAUGAUUCGCCUUGGGCUGGGCUGGCGACAGGACCUGGGGCAAAUUUUGGUGCAUAUAAUGUUGGGUAUGGUAGUAUGGCCAUGGGACCGAUAGGAAACGGGUUAGACGAUGAUUUAGACGAUGACUUUGAUGAUAUCGACGAAGAUGCGGUUGAAGAAGUGAUGAUGGCUCAUGAUCACCAUGCCGGCGGUGGUGCUUUUCCCGUCAAUUUGGAUGAUAUUUUCGGUGGAGGUAUCACUCUGCAGAAUAUGCAGAAUCUUCCAGCGUAUAUUUAUCCUAUGAAUGGCUGA
This is a messenger RNA of Marasmius oreades (fairy-ring Marasmius), 2211 nucleotides long. RefSeq lists its product as uncharacterized. The record is from RefSeq and is a predicted model, not a curated record. Bases 1 to 2211 code for a protein of 736 amino acids. NCBI's taxonomy places the organism in Eukaryota, Fungi, Basidiomycota, Agaricomycetes, Agaricales, Marasmiaceae. The transcript has a single exon.